UACGAUUGGACGCGUAUCAUUGGCUUUAUCAACACGGUAAACGAUAUAAUGUAGUUUAAACACGAGGUUUGAUCGAAAUGAAAUAUAAAUUCUUUUUUACUUUUUUUAAGUUUAAAUACGAUUAUUUUUUUUUUUUUAACGUAAACCAUAAUUAUUGGAUUCGAUCUCCGUCCAUGUAGAUCGACGUGUUUCGAGGGUCUGUAUCUUUUUUUUGCGGUUCCCAAACGUCGACGAAACGGUUCGUCCAGGUAACACGAGUCGACGAUCUACUCUGGGAAAACGUCCACGCGGGACCGCUGUACGCGCGCCUCCCUAUCCCUACCCCACUGCCGCCGGAGGAAAACAUGCGCGCGUGUGUGCCCACUCGCGUUCUCCGAUGUUACCGUAAACGAACGGCGUGUUUUCCUCAGUACGAGUCGAAGCCCUGUCCGCGCCGCACCGAGAUAUUUUCAUACGCAUAUUCGUAAUACGCACACACGGAUCUAUAGAACGGCUGUUGCGCUCGAUCGCAACAUGUGACCGUGUUCCGGCGCACCCGGGGAUCUGCACGCGGCCGACACGGAUUACCGCGAAAACGGAUAGAACGCAAAAUAAAAAAAUAAAAUUUCUACCGACGCGACACGUUAUCGAAUUCGAUCGAACGUAAAUCCUCACGUUCGCGGUCCGGUCGCCUUUCCUCGGACGUUGUUGUUGUUGUUGUUGUUGUUGUUUAUAUUUCCCAACCCUGCGGCGGAACGCGUGCGCGAUGACAGGGUGCCCGCGGCACACCGUCUUCCCGCCGCUGCUGUGGCUCGCAGUCGCGGCCACCGUGGUUGUGGCCGUGACCACUGCAGCCGCGGUGGUCUCGUCCGCCGACGACGGUACGGCCGCAGUGGCCGAAACGGCCGGGGAUGGAGGCGAUGGCUCGGACGGUGGUGGCGGCGGAUUCCUGGACGGCGUGUUCCCGUUCAAAGCGCUUCAGCUGUACAACGCCGUGGCCAGUUACUUGGAGUACUUUUACGAUGCCGUCAUUGCGCCGAUCGCGGGUGGUAUCUCGAACCGUAAACAAAUCCCCAAUCGUGUGUCAUACAAAAAAUAUCAGCUUAUCAGGGUUGUGCCGACCGACGAAGACGAAGUGCUCGAUAUCGAAGCCAUGUCCGAAGAACCAGGAGUGCAAGUAUGGAUGCCUAUACGGUUGAACAAAACGGCCGAUCUUGUGUUACCGCCUAGUGUCGCCAGAGAUGUCAAACGAUUUCUGUCUCAAAGAGAGAUCGAAUUCGUCGUAGUCAGUUCCGAUCUAGAAAGGAGUAUCGCUAAACAAAACCCUAAAUCGCCGUCCCUUAAUCAAAAAUCAGAAUUAAAAGCAACUAAAGGUCAUACAAUGACUUGGAACAGAUAUCAUCGUUACCAAGAUAUUCUUGAUUAUUUAAUGUACCUGUCAGAACACUAUCCUCAUUUGGUAGAGUUGUUGCCGAUCGGAAAAACAUCUGAAGGUCGGCAGUUAAAAGUGGUGAAAAUAUCGAGUGGACAGACCAAAGAAAACGUUGUCAAACCGGCUAUCUGGAUUGAUGGAGGGAUCCACGCCCGAGAAUGGAUAGCACCGGCAGUAGCGUUGUACGUCAUGAGACAAUUAGUGGAAAAUAAAUCUUACAGGAAGUUGGUUUCGGAAGUGGACUGGUACAUUUUGCCGGUGGUGAACGCGGACGGCUAUGAGUACAGUCAUACGACGGACCGUUUGUGGAGGAAGUCCAGGAGCGUGGCCACCGAAUCGGCAAGGACUCUGUGGGACACGUCGUACGGCUGCGAAGGCGUGGACCUGAACAGGAAUUGGGAUUGGCAUUGGGGAGGAGUCGGUGCUAGCCGAGAUCCGUGUUCCGAUACUUAUGCCGGGUCGAGGGCUUUUUCCGAACCGGAAACGAGAGCGGUUUCCGACUUUCUAUUGGAUCACCGGGACAGAAUACAAGUGUAUUUAACUUUACAUUCUUAUUCACAAAUGUGGUUGGUACCCUGGAGUCACACGAAAAAGCUCGCUGAUGAUUACGAUGAUAUGAUGUAUUUAGCUAGACAGGCAACGGAAAGCAUACAAAGAGUACACGGUUCGCAAUAUCAGCUUGGUACUUCUCCUUCGUUGCUAUAUGCUACUUCAGGAGGCUCUGACGAUUGGGCCAAAGGGAAAGCGGGAAUUAAAUACAGCUACACCGUAGAGCUCCCGGACAAAGGGGUGUACGGAUUCCUGUUGCCGGCCGAGAAGAUCGUACCGACGUCCAAGGAAAUAUUCACCGGCAUCAAAUCCAUCGUCAAAUCGAUAAUGAAAAUCAAUGGCGCGAAAGAGAAGACUGAGUCGACUGGACGAUGAGCACGGCUGCCGGUACGUCGUUUGUCUCGAUGUUGUGAAAAGACGAUUUCGAUUGAUCUUACGUAGUCGGGUCGACAAUAGUGUUAAAAUAAAACAAGCCAGAUUGUAAUUUUUUCAAAUUAAAAACCACGUUAUUAAUUAUUAUUACUCCCAGACCGUUGUGUGUACAGUUCUUAGACAUCCGCAUACAUUGAUAUAACGUGUAGACUAGAUUAUUGAAAUUUAUCGCUAUGGAAUUCGUGAUUCGUCACUGUGUAAUAUUUGUAAACUAUAUUCACGUUUAUAAUGGACUCGAACCAACCGCGGGGCAAUACGGAGGAAAGUGCGUAUAUCCUUACAUCACAAUGUCAUUCAGUAUAGCACUGGAAAAGUCUGAUGAUAACCGCAUUCAAAACUAAGAUUCGUCAUCGUUUGAAACAUAGAAAUUAUAAUUUUACAUUAACAUCUCCCCCUUCCUACUUCUCCCUAGCAGCUAAAGAUAUUUUACAUCGAUCAAUGAGGUUAAUCCAUCAUCGACAGUCCACAAUCUACGUGUAUUAACUAUUAUGACUACUGAUGUGAUGGUGCUUUUUGUGGUGAAGGUGAUAAAUAAAAGGAGAGUUGUUUUAAAGAAAUAGCACUUUAUUAUAAUUAAAAUGAACUAUGGACUAUUUAAAAUGGAAUAAAGAAAUAAUGCAAUAAUAAAAUAAUGAAAUACUACAAUAAUAAAAUAUUAAAAGAUGCUCUGACACGCGUUGAUGCUCUGUAGUGGUCAUUACUUGACUGCUCGAGCAUUGUGACAAACAACCCAGCGUUUCCGCCGAGUCGUGGGAUUCGCUGAUCAAGCAAAUGCCGAUGGCUCGCUGGUCACGUAGGCCACUUUAUUACAAGAAAAAAAAUAUACAUUGAUACUACCGGGUGUCGUAUAAACGACAUGUAGUCUACAGGGUACAACACUACUACUAUU
Molecule: messenger RNA, 3281 nt
Organism: Sipha flava (yellow sugarcane aphid)
Lineage: Eukaryota; Metazoa; Arthropoda; Insecta; Hemiptera; Aphididae
Product: carboxypeptidase B-like
Exons: 8
Coding region: 746-2335 (529 amino acids)
Biological process (GO): proteolysis
Molecular function (GO): metallocarboxypeptidase activity; zinc ion binding
Source: RefSeq, a predicted model, not a curated record